Phialemonium atrogriseum is the source of this 1669-nucleotide messenger RNA. RefSeq names its product glycoside hydrolase. Gene Ontology annotation, biological process: sphingolipid metabolic process. Gene Ontology annotation, molecular function: glucosylceramidase activity. Bases 185 to 1669 code for a protein of 494 amino acids. The record is from RefSeq and is a predicted model, not a curated record. Lineage: Eukaryota; Fungi; Ascomycota; Sordariomycetes; Cephalothecales; Cephalothecaceae. The transcript has 4 exons.
CAGCAGGAUAUUUCUGGGAUAUUGGAGGGGAAGAACUCGGGAUGGGCCAGCCAGAGAUAUAUAGUAGAGUUUGAUCUGCCCCCUCAGGCGCGACGAUGGAGAGAUCUGCGUGUGUCCGUCUGUUCAGCAUUGCCGAGUUCUAAGCCAACACCCUCAACCUUCGACCUCGGCCGCUACCGAACGAAUGCAUCUCUCCCCGGCAGCCCUGGCAGCUGCGGCCGCGGCAUUGGCCCAGACCGCGACGGCGUCGCCCACCAACCCGGCCGCGCGGCAGGCGGCGUCGACGCUGACGGUCAACCUCGGGCAGCGGUACCAGGAGAUGGACGGGUUCGGGUUCAGCGAGGCGUUCCAGCGGGCCUACAACAUCUACAACCUGGCCGAGCCGAAGCGGUCGCAGCUCGUCGACCUGCUCUUCAACGCCACCACGGGCGCGGGCUUCACCAUUGUGCGCAACGGUAUCGGGAGCAGCCCCAGCACCGCGAACGACUGGAUGAACACGUUUGAGCCCACCAGCCCCGGGAGCCCCUCCGCCGAGCCAAAGUAUGUGUGGGACGGGAAGGACUCGGGCCAGCUCUGGGUCUCGCAGCAGGCUGUCAAGUACGGCGUCAAGACCUUCUACGGCAAUGCAUGGAGUGCUCCCGGGUUCAUGAAGACGAACGGCAACGAUGCGAAUGGCGGCUCUCUCUGCGGAGUCUCGGGAGCGACUUGCGCCAGCGGGGACUGGAAGCAGGCGUACGCCGACUACCUGGUCAAGUACAUCCAGCUGUAUCAGGAGAAUGGCGUGGACGUAACUCACCUCGGCUUCGUGAACGAGCCAGAUUUGAGCACGAGCUACGCCUCGAUGCAGUCGACCGGACAGCAGUCGGCCGACUUCAUCAAGGUGCUGCACCCGACGCUAGAGGAGGCCGGCUUCUCCAAUGUGAGCAUCACCUGCUGCGAGGCGACGGGCUGGAGCGCCCAGAGCACCAUGACGUUGGCGCUCAAGAGCGCCGGGGUCGAGGACAUAGUCGGCGUCAUCACGGGCCACACCUACACCAGCGGCAUCAACGGCCCGCAGCCCACGCGCAACAAGGUCUGGGAGACGGAGUGCUCCGACCUCAGUGGCGGCUGGUCGACGGCCUGGUACUCCAACGGCGGUUCCGGCGACGGCUUCACCUGGGCGAACAACAUCUACACCGGCCUCACGACCGGCAACGUCAGCGCCUAUCUCUGGUGGGUAGGCACCCAGGACAAGGCGACCAACAAUAACAACAACGAGAAGCUGAUCCUCGUCGACGGCGGCGACUACGCCGUGUCCAAGCGCUUCUGGGCGUUCGCGCAGUACAGCAGGACGAUCCGGCCCAAGGCGGUCCGGGUCGGCAUCGCGGGCGGCGGCAGCGGCCUGCGGUCGACGGCCUUUGUCAACGCCGACGGAUCCAUCGCCGUCAACGUCAUCAACUCGGGCGGGUCCGCCGCCGCGCUGUCCGUCGCGGGGACGGGCGCCACUGCCGCCAGGGGGUGGAAGACGGAUAACACUAACGAUAUGACGGAGCUCGAUGGCGUCUCCGUCGGGGCGGACGGGACUGUGGCUGGCGUCUCGGUGCCGGCGCGAGGUAUGGUCAGUCUUGUUAUCUCGACGGGCGAUGGUGAUGUGGCCGCGGAGGAGGGUGCGGAGGAGUCUGCAGAGUAG